This is a messenger RNA of Ananas comosus (pineapple), 772 nucleotides long. Its product is annotated as trafficking protein particle complex subunit 3. The coding region runs from base 69 to 629 and encodes 186 amino acids. Gene Ontology annotation, cellular component: cis-Golgi network membrane; cytosol; TRAPP complex. The record is from RefSeq and is a predicted model, not a curated record. The transcript has 5 exons. NCBI's taxonomy places the organism in Eukaryota, Viridiplantae, Streptophyta, Magnoliopsida, Poales, Bromeliaceae. Gene Ontology annotation, biological process: endoplasmic reticulum to Golgi vesicle-mediated transport; intra-Golgi vesicle-mediated transport.
AACGAACGUGGGCUCUCCAAACCUCUCUCUCUCUCUCUCUCUCUCUCUCUCUCCUCCGAUCCAUCGCCAUGGCGCCUCUCGCCCCGAGAAGCGGCGACGCCGUAUUCGCCAGCGUCGAGCGCGUCAAUGCGGAGCUCUUCACCCUCACCUAUGGGGCGAUCGUGCGGCAGCUCAUCACGGAUCUCGAGGAGGUGGAGGAGGUCAACAAGCAGCUCGAUCAGAUGGGUUAUAAUAUCGGAGUUCGGUUGAUUGAUGAGUUUCUAGCAAAGUCCAAUGUGUCGAGAUGCGUGGACUUCAAGGAGACAGCUGAAGUAAUUGCAAAGGUUGGCUUCAAAAUGUUCUUAGGGGUCACCGCAACUGUGAUCAACUGGGAUGCCGAGGGCACGAGCUGCAGCCUCGUUUUGGAAGAUAACCCUCUCGUGGAUUUUGUCGAGCUUCCCGACACAUGCCAAGGCCUUUCCUACUGUAACAUCUUAAGCGGAGUUAUUCGUGGGGCGCUAGAAAUGGUCUCAAUGAAGACCGAAAUCACGUGGGUUCGAGAUAUGCUGCAGGGAGACGACGCUUACGAGCUGCGCGUAAAACUUCUGAAGCAAGUCCCCGAGGAGUACCCAUACAAAGAUGAUGAUUGAUAAUUCUGAUGUAAAAUCAGUUGAUUAAUGUAGUAAUAGUUUUCCGUUUGCCGAAAGAUUCAUUUACUUUUAGUGGUGAGUUCUGCCCUUUCUCAUGUGAAAGAAACAAGAGUUCAGAUUUAUUGCUUGGCACUUUUUCUGCA